Messenger RNA from Scomber scombrus (Atlantic mackerel), 1410 nucleotides. It is a transcript of the gene arrdc1a, whose product is annotated as arrestin domain containing 1a. Gene Ontology annotation, molecular function: ubiquitin-like ligase-substrate adaptor activity; ubiquitin protein ligase binding. Gene Ontology annotation, biological process: protein transport. The transcript is spliced from 8 exons. Lineage: Eukaryota; Metazoa; Chordata; Actinopteri; Scombriformes; Scombridae. Bases 1 to 1410 code for a protein of 469 amino acids. Gene Ontology annotation, cellular component: cytoplasm. The record is from RefSeq and is a predicted model, not a curated record.
AUGGGUAAAGUUCAGGAGUUUGAGAUCGCGUUUGACAAAAAUAAAGUGGUGUACAGUCCUGGAGAGUCUAUCACAGGAACCGUGACUGUUAAACUGGGCCAGCAGCUACAAUGUAAAGCCGUCAAGGUGAACUGCAACGGUUUCUGCGGCAUCACCAGCAAAGAGAACGACACAGCUUGGACGACGGAGGAGCAGUACUUCAACAGCACCGUCUCCAUCUCAGACAAAGGAACCCUGAAACAAGGAGAACACAAGUUUCCCUUCAAGUUCCUCAUUCCAGCCUCUGCUCCAACAUCCUUCGAAGGCAACUACGGUAAGAUCGUGUACAGAGUGAGAGCUUUCAUCGACACGCCGCGAUUCGCCAAAGACUACAACACAGAGAAACCCUUCUUCCUCCUCAGCCUCUUCAACCUGAACCAAGUGCCAGACAUAUGGGGUACCAGUUCCUCUGCAGUGACCCAGCAGUUCACCUACAUGCUGGUGAAGACGGGCACUGUGGUCCUGAAGGCCCAGACCGACAUGAAGGGCUACACACCAGCUCAGAUCAUCCAGGUGACGGCCAACAUCCACAACCAAUCGGGCAAGAGCACGGGCAAUAUAAUGGCCAGUCUGAUGCAGAGAGUAACCUACGAGACCAAAAAGCCCACCCAUGAUAUGAGGGCGAUAGCAGAGGUGGAGGGCGGUACGGUGAAGGCCGGCAAGGAGGUGGAGUGGAAGGAGCAGAUCAUCGUUCCUCCUCUUCCUCAGUCCUGCCUCGCUGGCUGUGAACUUAUAAAGAUUGAAUAUUUUGUCAAAGUCAGUCUGAAGUCUCCAGACGUCAUGUUGACGUUACCGCUCCACAUUGGCAACGUCUCCCUGGACAAAAAACUUCAACCCUCCAACAAAGCAGCUCCUCCUUCUUCCUCCGCCCCUGCCGAACACACACCAACCCCCGCCUCAGCCCCCGACGGCUCCACCCCCGUCUCAGCCCCCGACGCCUCCGCUUCUGCCACCACCCCCACCUUACCCCCUCGGCGCGCCCCGAAACCCGCUCCCCGCCCGGCCCCCCGCGCCAGAUCGUCCUCCCAUAAUAACACCCCAAGCGCUCCUCCGGCCGAGUUCUACGAGGGAGCGGAGGGGGGCGCGCCCAUGAGCGACGGCGUCCCCAACAAGCGCCAGUCUCUGCUCGUGUCGCCCAACGCCUUCAGCUACGCCCCCGGCCUCUUCUUCCCCCAGAACCAGCAGCCCGGCGGUUCCGCUGCAGGACCCGGCGGACCUCCGUUCAGCGGCUCCACAGGGGCCACAUCACUUUAUCCUCCUCUGAACAAUGUCAGCCCGAUGCCGGCCUCACUCGUCCUGCCUCCAGACUACGACACCUCUGCAUAUCCACAAGAGGCUCCUCCUUCCUACGACGAGAGCUUCAACACAUGA